AUGCCAUCAUCUUCAGAUACUGGAGUAUCAGACACGUUGGAUCCUAUAGCGAUUGUAUCGGACGACGAGAUUCUGUCGGAGAGUGAGGUUUAUACGUCGGAUACCACGAGCAUGGAUGAUGACGACUUCCAGCCGUUUGCCUUGCCAGACGAUGCGCUUUUAGCUGAUGGUCCUGUCGAUGGGGACCUACCUCUUAUUCAGGUCCCUGCUCCUUUACCACUCGCUGCUGUUCCGGUCGAGGAUCUGCCACAUGACGAGGUCACUGAUGAUGACAUCGACUUAUUCAUUGAGGGUCCCCUGGAGGGUGACCAGGAUGGUGUGGCCCUUAUGGAUGACGAUGUCCCUCCUACUGAUGUUCCUAUUGAUGAUCAUGUUGUUCCCCUGGUUGAGAUUCCUGCUGUUGUGCCCAUUGCUGAUCCUGUUGUUCCUGUCAAGGCUCCCAUGGAGGAGGCUCCUUUUGAUCCGUUUGGUCCUUACUCAUUCGAGUCUGUAGCGUCCACUUCACUUCACGCCCUGGGUGUGCAGCACUAUUCCUCUGACUCCGACUCGGACAUGGCGAUGUAUGUUGCGCCCCUCGUUCCCCACGACAUUGACCCAGAGCCUGAGGUCGAGUUUGUACCAGUUGAGCCCGCUCCAGUUGGUCCGGAGCCUGUCAUUGCACACGACCCUAUCGAUGUUCCAGUCGUUCCAACUUUUCCUGAUCCACUACCAGAGCCUGACCGCGUUGAUCCACCAGUCAUGGCACCACACGUCGUUGACGCACCAGUCAUCAUACCACCGGUUUCUGAUGUUCCAAUUGAUGAUGCACCCGCUCUUGCACCACCUGUUGUCAACAAUGCACCUUUUGCCACGCAUGUCGACCCUCGAUACGCUGACACCCUUAAUGGGUGGAUCGAGGAUGAUGAUGAUUACCCUCCAUUUGUGCUACCAGUCACUCCUCCUGUAGCACCUGUUUCCGCACCUAUUCAUGUUCCAUUUUUCCAUCCACACACGUCUGAUGUCCAUCGUACCGACCUUCCUACCACAUUCCUCCACCUUGUCCUGUGGAGGAAGAUGCCUCCUCGACAAAACGUACACCUGCCUACUACUGAGGCGGAACUCCAGGGGCUAAUUGCCGCAGCUAUAGCACAGUAUGCGGCCUCCCAAGCGGAAACAAGCAGGAAUACUUUAAACAACAACAACAACCCACCCAAUGGGUGCACCUACAAACAAUUUCUCGACUGUAAGCCCGUAAAUUUCGACGGCACUGGAGGUGCUGUUGCAUUCGUCAGGUGGGCAGAAAAGACAGAUUCUAUUCUAAGAAUGAGCAAGUGUGCUCCCGAGCAACAAGUUACAUACAUCUCAGGGCUUUUUCUUAAUGGUGCCCUCUCAUGGUGGAAUCUGCAAGUGCAAACAUUGGGAGAAGCGGCGGCGUAUGCACUAACAUGGGCUGAGCUGAAAGACCUCAUGAGGAAGAAGUAUUGUUCACGGGCGGAGAUACAAAAGCUAGAAACGGAAUUCUGGAACCUAAAGAUGGAAGGCCCAAAAAUCGCCGAAUAUGUUCAGAGGUGA
Molecule: messenger RNA, 1551 nt
Organism: Helianthus annuus (common sunflower)
Lineage: Eukaryota; Viridiplantae; Streptophyta; Magnoliopsida; Asterales; Asteraceae
Product: calphotin-like
Exons: 4
Coding region: 1-1551 (516 amino acids)
Source: RefSeq, a predicted model, not a curated record